AUGACAAAGAGUCUGUCAGCUGAAACCUAUCAAAAAAAUGCCGCGUUUGUUCCUUUACUAACAAAGGAAAUCGUAAAAAAACUAGCUUUAUCACCCCAAGAUGUUGUUCUUGACUUGGGAUGUGGGGAUGGAGUAUUAACUCAAAAUUUGGCAUCGCAGUGUAAACAUAUUACUGGCAUUGAUUCAAGUCCAUCUAUGGUUCAAUCUGCAAAGCAAAAAGGAUUGGAAGCCUAUGUAGUUGCAGGGGAAAAGCUUGCCAGUGCAACUGAAUUUCCAUCGGAAGGGUAUGACGCCGUUUUUAGUAAUGCUGCCUUGCAUUGGAUUCUUCGAAAUCCAGAACAAAGAAGCACUGUUUUUCAAGGAGUAGCUCGUGUUCUUCGUCCAGGUGGUCGUUUUGUUGCAGAAUGCGGAGCUUUUGGUAAUGUUUCAGAAGUGUUAUCCAGCAUAUAUACUGUACUAUUAGACCAUGGAAUUCCUAAAGAACGAAUUGAUGAAGCUAACCCUUGGUAUUUUGGAACUGAACAAGCCUAUACGUCGAUGUUGAAUGAAGCUGGGUUUGAGAUCACUUUUAUUGAAAACGUGACUCGGCCAACUUACUUGGAUCGUGAUGUUCGCCAAUGGUUAGACACAUUUGCGCACAAUUUCUAUGAAGCAUUUCCCCAUUUGAAGGAAACCCUUCGAGAACGUGUUUAUCAAGCCUUGCUUUGGGUGGAUUGCACAGAAACCGGAGAUUGGUACUUGCAGUAUCGCCGUUUGCGUUUUGUUGCAAAAAAGAAAUGA
Molecule: messenger RNA, 780 nt
Organism: Schizosaccharomyces octosporus yFS286
Lineage: Eukaryota; Fungi; Ascomycota; Schizosaccharomycetes; Schizosaccharomycetales; Schizosaccharomycetaceae
Product: methyltransferase
Exons: 4
Coding region: 1-780 (259 amino acids)
Molecular function (GO): S-adenosylmethionine-dependent methyltransferase activity
Source: RefSeq, a predicted model, not a curated record